ACGUCACUAUCGAUAUUAAAAAUGCUUAAAAAUAAUUUAUUAGGCGUUAUAUUAGAAAAUACUACAAUUAGUGAUUUAAAUUUGGAUAUCCUCAAUGAUAAAUUGAAUUUAAACAAUAAGUAUUUCACGGCUGAUGUAGAUAUUAGAGUGGCAAAUGUGGAAGAAUAUAUGGAUAUUGACUACACCGAUUUAGACGCACUUUUGGUAGUUUUUAGAUCGUUCGAUAAUCUAUCAGUUGAUUUCCUGAAGAAAGUAAAAGAAAUACAAAUCGACUCCAAGUUAGCGCUCUGUUUGGAUAACAAUAGCAACGAUGACGAGCUGGACAACCAUUUUAUCAACUAUGAUGUCGAGUAUAUCACCAGCAAUGAAAGAUUACUCGACGCAUUAUCAUCAGUUGGUUGGCAAUCCCUUCAAUUGAAGAGCGAUGAUAGAAAUAAAGGAGACGCAGAAGAUACCAUACAGGAUACUAAUGAAGACAGCACUAAUGACAGCUAUGAAUCGUUUGAUCAACUCCUCUCGAAACUUAACUAUUAUAAGUCACAGUUAAGUCAAAUAGACAACAUCGAACAAAGACAUGAAUAUGCAUCAAUUUUGGCACAAGAUAUGGCCUCUUUUAUUGGCGACGACGACGGUGCAGAUAUUGACGACCUUAAUUUAUAAUCUAAAAUAAUUUAAUCUCUCCCUCAUUAGCAUUCCCUUCUGUCCAUAAUGCUUUAACUUGCAGCUUAAAAUUUGACAUCAUUACACCCAAAUGCUUGAUUAUCUGUGCCUGUUCUGCAGAUAAUGUCUGUCCUUCUUUACAAACUGUAUGUGCUGAUAACAAUGUUGGUACACCCUUCAACAAACUUGUACUCAAUCCAAGUUUACGAAGUGAAGGUUCAAGCGUAUGUGGUAAAGUAUCGCCACUUGGUCUAUGUAUGAUUGGACCUUCUUCUAAUUCUAUCGUUUGGGUUGCGACGUUACCAGUUCUUGCGAAAUCAGGUUUACUGAAACUAUCAAACCACUCUUUAACCUCAUUUUCAUCCCAAUUCGUGAAGAAUAAACCUGCGCUACCUGAGAGGUGCUCAGAUAACUUAUAAAGUUCAGGUUUGUGUGAUGUUUCCGGUGUUGUACCCAAUGCAAUAGCCAUUACUUUCAGUCUACCAAAGAAUAGUCUACCUGUACCCUUCCAAGCGGCGCGAACGUCUUUCAAACUUGAGUUACGCAUAUCACCAGCUUCAAUAAUCCAACAAUAUUUGUUUUCAUCUGCAGCCUGUCUAAUCAAAUCGACUAAAGCUUCCUUAUGCUCUCUUGUCUUCUUCUCAGUCUCUGUUAAACUAACGAGUUUAUUCCUGCGUGAUUUUGGCAUUUUUUAAAUUUUGUAUCAGUUC
Messenger RNA from Wallemia mellicola CBS 633.66, 1370 nucleotides. RefSeq lists its product as hypothetical. Lineage: Eukaryota; Fungi; Basidiomycota; Wallemiomycetes; Wallemiales; Wallemiaceae. The record is from RefSeq and is a predicted model, not a curated record. The coding region runs from base 22 to 660 and encodes 212 amino acids. The transcript has 3 exons.